AUGUCUUUACCUAUUAGUUGGGAUACCCCAUUUGGCAUCAAGUUAUGGCCUAUUUUCAACAACCUUGUAUCAACAGUUACCGGUGGCAACUUUGUUCCUGCUGAGUUUCGCUUUGUGCAAGGAGAGUUGCCACUUUCAACUUUACACCCAGUUUUGUUAACUAUUGCUGGAUACUAUCUUGUUAUUUUUGGCGGAAACUAUUUAUUCAAGAAACUCCAAAUUAAGCCAUUUGUACUAAAUGGAUUAUUUCAAAUCCACAAUUUGUUUUUGACCACUUUGUCGUUGACUUUGUUGACGUUGAUGGUUGAACAAUUGGUGCCUAUGAUUUACCAUCAUGGUUUGUUUUAUGCCAUUUGUUCACCAAAUGCAUGGACUCAGGAGUUGGUUUGCUUGUACUACUUGAACUACUUGACUAAAUUUGUUGAAUUUAUCGAUACCGUGUUUUUGGUAGUUAAGCAGAAGAAAUUGACAUUUUUACACACUUAUCAUCAUGGUGCUACUGCCUUACUUUGCUACACCCAGUUGAUUGGUGAUACUUCGAUCUCGUGGGUGCCAAUUUCAUUAAACUUGGGUGUUCAUGUUGUCAUGUACUGGUACUAUUUCCUUGCCGCUAGAGGCAUCAGAGUUUGGUGGAAGGAAUGGGUUACUCGUUUCCAAAUCAUCCAAUUUGUGUUGGACUUGGGAUUUGUUUACUUUGCCACUUAUCAAAAGCUUGUGCUCCACUUUUUGCCAAAUCACACUAAUAUCUUGCCAGUUUGUGGUGAUUGCGCAGGAAACUUGUAUUCUGCUUACUCGGGCUGUGCUAUAUUGUCAUCCUACUUGGUUUUGUUUAUUGCUUUCUACAUUGACGUUUAUAGAAGAAAGUCUUCAAAGAAAUCCAAGAUUGUCAAAUCUGUUCAUGGUGGUGUUGCUGCCCAAGUUAAUGAAUACGUUUAUGUUACUGGUAGGGAAGCCACUCCAGUCCCUGGCGAAGAAAAGAAAGUACGUUCUAGAAAAGCUUAG
This is a messenger RNA of Lodderomyces margitis, 1002 nucleotides long. RefSeq names its product fatty acid elongase (gene FEN1). Bases 1 to 1002 code for a protein of 333 amino acids. Gene Ontology annotation, cellular component: endoplasmic reticulum membrane. Gene Ontology annotation, biological process: fatty acid elongation, monounsaturated fatty acid; fatty acid elongation, saturated fatty acid; fatty acid elongation, polyunsaturated fatty acid. NCBI's taxonomy places the organism in Eukaryota, Fungi, Ascomycota, Pichiomycetes, Serinales, Debaryomycetaceae. The record is from RefSeq and is a predicted model, not a curated record. Gene Ontology annotation, molecular function: fatty acid elongase activity. The transcript has a single exon.